AACUCUAAAUCUCUCUAUCUCUCUCUCUCUCUAUCGUUACACUCCCCGUCUUGACAGAUUCUUCAAUUGUAGAGAGAGAAUCUCGAUUUGAUCACCUUGAUAUUCUUGUUAGCUGUUUCAAUUUUUCCAUUAGUCUGUGAUCGAUAAAUCAUAGAUCUGCGCUUUCUAGUCCAAACUUUGUGCGAAGAUGGCCUGCGUGGAUUUCUGUUGUGUAAACGGCGUUGGAAAGGCAUUCUUCUCUUCUCUCAACAUUAAUACCGAUCAGCAGCAACAACAAUUACGGCGAAACGGUUCGUGCCGCCGCCAACUCCCUCAAGCGAUUCUCAAGUCUAAUUCUCAGCAGCCUCAGAUCAAACCCACGGAAGAUCAUUGGAAACUUCCACAUAUGGCACCUGUAGUUUAUGAGAAUCUUAGCUUCUGUGGGGAAGAGAGUAAUGGUACCAGAAAGGGAGAAAUCUCUACCGAGACACUAGAUAUGUGGAUGAGGGAUUCGGUGAGUGAGAUUGUGAAGAAAAUAGAAGAAGCUCCGUUCUUGGUUCAUGUGUUUUCUUCAAAGAAGAAUGGGAAGAAUAAAGUGACACACUUAGAUAGGGAGAAGGGUGCGGCUAAGGAGUGGCCAUUCAUCAAGAGGAGAUGGGAGGAGAGAGAGGAGAGAGGGGAGUACUCGACCCCUGAUGGGAUCAUCCUCGUUGAAGAACUCAAAGAUGAGAAUGAAGAAGAGGAUGGAGAAAGAAGAGAUGAUGAAUCAAGGACAAGAGCUUGGGGGAUAGUGAUUCAAGGGAGGGGGUUGAAUUGUAGUCCAGUUUGUUAUAUACUGGAGACUUGCCGUGUGGGUUCACCUUCUAUUGGUUUCUGUACACACUUUUGUUUGGUGAAGGCUCAGUGCCAUGGUGAGACUGCUCUGCAACAGAUGAAGAAAUCUUGGCUGUUACAUCCGCAGCUCAUGGACCAGCACAGUUAUUUUUUCUGACCUUCAACCAACAUUAUGAAUGAAUUGAAUUGAAUUGAAUAUUCUGUACAAAUCAAAUUGGUAUUCGCCCAAUGUAGAAUUGAAUUGGGUUUCUUUUAUUUUCUAGUUUAAUUGAUGUAAAGAAAAGAUUUCUGAGGUCAGAUCAUUACCAUAUCAGAAUGCAACUAAUUAUUCAA
Macadamia integrifolia is the source of this 1146-nucleotide messenger RNA. RefSeq lists its product as uncharacterized. The transcript has a single exon. The record is from RefSeq and is a predicted model, not a curated record. NCBI's taxonomy places the organism in Eukaryota, Viridiplantae, Streptophyta, Magnoliopsida, Proteales, Proteaceae. Bases 188 to 970 code for a protein of 260 amino acids.